UUUCGAACCCUGAUUUAACUUUAGGUUAUUGAUCAGCCGGCAGCGGUAUUGUUAUAAACUGUCGAGUUUUUUGCAUUGUUUAUUGUUGUCAUAAACUUUUGUGAAUUGAUAUAUUAACAAUUUGUGAAAAUGGAGCUCGGAAUCAGUAUUAUCUUCGUUAUUUUAUUAUAUGCGUCACCAAUCGCGGCGGUAAAAGAGUCUAGUGAAUUUCACGAGGAGCUAUACGUACGCCCUAUAGCAAAUGGGCUAGUCAAUACAUUUUUUCAGUUCACCACUCGUUGGCAUUAUGGCGAUAGAGAUAAUUUACACAACACACAGCUUAUACCUCGUCCCAUUGCCGAAACAUUACUGCUGUACGACGUUAAAGAAUUACAUAUCGGAUUAACUCAGGGACUUUGGCGAUAUGAAACUUACGGCUAUCCAGUAAUGGACAGUGCGCCAGGCGCCGAAGUGAGGGCAUGGUUUGCCGGAGAAAAUUUAACUUCUGCUGAGGUUGAUGAUCAGUGGGUAAAGUUAGCUGGUACAUUUUCCGGAAUUCUGUGUGCCUCCUUGAAUUUUAUUGACAAAACAAAUAGUGUCGAACCGAAAUAUAGUUUUCGGCCACAGUUUGUCACUGGUACCAAGGCGAAAAUUCCACAAUAUGUACGGUAUGCGAGCUUGCCACGAGAAAUCGUCUGCACGGAGAAUUUAACACCAUGGAAAAAGUUAUUGCCCUGCAAUAGUAAACAAGGAUUCGCUUCCUUACUCAACUCCGGCUACGUGCAUAAUACUAAUUAUCACUCUCUGGGCAUGAAAAUGCGUACGAUAUGUGAAUCUUACAACAAAAACUGUAUUUUGGAAUUCACCGAAACUGCAAAUAUGGUAUAUGACCCAAAGAUGUUGGGUACAAAUGGAGAUUUUUCGCUGCGUCGUCUCUUUGGCCAGGGACUAAAUGGCCAUUGUACAUUGGCGAAAAGUAGUAAAAUUUACGUUAAUUUGGAUGAUCAACCAUAUGAUUUAACACCAACACCCAUGUAUAAUGUUACUUCGAUGCGUGGUGGCAGCACAACCACGUUAGGUGUAUAUGAUAUCCAACGAUUAGAUGAAGACAAAUUCUUCAAUAUCGCUUGGAUAAAUAAGAAAACGAAAGCAAAUGUACAAAUGACACCAACACCACCGUUAUACGCACAUCGUUACAUAUUGGGACAUGGUCAGGAGCGAGGUCAAAUUCUUACACAAAUUACAAAUAAACAUUAUGCUGCCUUACCUAUUGUGUUACAAGAAAAUAUACCAUGGUUCGUACCAUCCUACAUGCAUACACUUAAGUUAAUUGUACAACCGGAAAAUGGAGCGGAAUACACUAUAAAACCACGAUUCAUGCACUACAUACCAGGCGUACAAAGAUUGCGACCCUAUCAUUUAGAAUUACUCUUCGAAAUACCCGCAUUGAGUACAGUGCAAAUAUCAUUCGAUUUUGAUUAUAUUUUCUUAAAAUGGCUCGAAUACCCACCUGAUGCAAAUCAUGGCCAUUACUUGGGAUCUGCGAUCAUCACAACACAGUUGCCAAUGGGACGCAAUUACACGGCCAUUCCAGUGGAUAAACAUCUUUUCGCUGAUUCAUUCAAUGCGUCACGUUCUUCAUAUUUUCUAGAAAUUCGUACAGAAUCACUUAUAUUGUCAUUGCCAACUCCUGACUUUAGCAUGCCGUAUAAUGUCAUUUGUCUCGCUUGUACAGUCGUAGCUUUGGCUUUUGGACCCAUACACAGCGUAGCUACCAAACGGAUAGUUGUCGAACAAAAAGAUGCACAACCGCAAUCACUAAAAGGUAAAGUAAUGCAGAAAUUGUUUCGAAGGAAACAAAAUAAAACCGAUAUCAACACUAACAAAGCAGAAGCUCACACUGAAGCGGUAUUUGGACAUUCUCUUGCUGACAUCAAACAAAAAGAAUUUUAGAAAAUUUAAACAAUACUUUGAUUUAUACAUUUUUUAAUAAUAAAAUGAUAACUUAUACAAAUAAACGCUUUUACCUGUUUA
Molecule: messenger RNA, 2013 nt
Organism: Bactrocera oleae (olive fruit fly)
Lineage: Eukaryota; Metazoa; Arthropoda; Insecta; Diptera; Tephritidae
Gene: PIG-T
Product: phosphatidylinositol glycan anchor biosynthesis class T
Biological process (GO): attachment of GPI anchor to protein
Cellular component (GO): GPI-anchor transamidase complex
Source: RefSeq, a predicted model, not a curated record